UAAAUCCUAUUCAGUUGGAUCCCGAAGUACAGUACGGGCUCGCCUUAAUUGGAUUUCAUUCGUACAACAGUAUUCCGAAUAUUGAUUCAAAUUGUAAUACGUUUAACUACCGGAACAUAGCCAAUCGUAUCGGAUAUAUAGAAAUCCCCGAGGGUGCAUAUGAAAUAAGUGAUAUUGAAAAAUAUUUACGAAAGAGAAUUAUUCAAGAUUCCAUUGAAGAUGAGUUAGCGGAAGGAAAGAUUUUAUCGAUAAAACCUAACCAUAACACCCUCAAGUGUGAAAUAUAUAGCGAAACACUUGCAAUUGACUUCAGCACACCGUCUUCUGUUGGGAAAUUGUUGGGUUUUUCGGCAAAACUUCUAGAAACAGGAACACUUUACGAAUCUGACUUACCUGUGGAUAUAGUAAAGGUGAAAACAUUACAUAUCGACUGUAACAUUACCACGGGUGCGUUUUACAAGGACAGACCGACACACACCAUCUACGAAUUUGCAUUGGACAGCAACCCUGGCUACGCGAUUGACGAAACGCCAAGACAUAUUAUCUAUCUCCCCGUAGUGAACAGAAAUCAAAUUUCAAACAUUUCACUGCAGAUUUUGGAUCAAAAUUUUGAACCUGUUAAUUUCCGAGGGGAGGAAAUUAUUAUCCGAUUGGAAUUGAAAAAGCUCACGUAAAAUGGGUUUGACUUUCGAUUACUAUAAUUCGGACAACAACAGUACAAAUCCAUCAGUAUAUGAAAAACCGUCAUCGUGUGUGAAUCAGCUUAAUUAUCAACAGCAAAAGAAGAAACAGAAGCAGAAGCAGAAGCGCAGGCCGAAGCAACGUUUGACUCUAGACAACGUAUUGUUUUUACAAUCACUGGGUUACAAUGUCGUCGUACAAUCAGGUGUUCGAGGUCUACCGCAAACCACGGUACGACGAAACAAUUCAAAAAAUGGAAACUCGCACCUAUUACCCAUACAUAAAAUCGUUCAAUAAUAACGACGUUAUUGAAAUCUCCAUAAACCAGAGGGAUUCCUGGGUACUGAUGCACGAGGCGGCAAUUGUGAUUGAAGGGGAGCUGAGAAGAGAUGGAGGUGAACUGCCACAAUUAACAACUGGAUCAACGAAGGAAAUUUGGGGUGUGAAAACAUGUACAGCUGUGGAGAGUCCACGAUUUGUAAUUGUUGCUUUUCAAUCGGACAAAAGAGAAAAUGAUUCGGUUGAUACGACCGUCUUUGAUAAUAUGCACGCCUCGGAAGUACGGGUCGUGUUGAACGGUGAAUAUUAUCCAGCUGAACGACAGGGUUUGAAUUUUGCCAAACACAGUUAUACCGAAUCGCAUUACAACUAUACUCAGUUUUUUAACAAUUUCAAACAUGAUGCAUCCCAAGCAAAGCAACCUCUACUCGAUUAUUCAACGUUUAAGGAUAAUACCAUAUUUGUUAUUGAUUGCUCCAAAAGAAAUACAGCACUGAAACUGGGUACUAUAGAUGUUAAAUUGGAAAUUGAAUCGAGGGUCGCAUUUCCCCAGAAAACAAAGGCAUAUUGCGUAAUCGUGCACGAUUGUGUUUUGGAGUAUCUACCGCUAAGUGAAAUUGUACGCACUGUGACUUAAAUAUAAGUUGGAUAUCGGCAUCACAAUGUGAAUAGAACGAGAAAAUAUUUCAUUGUGUAAACACCACAACGUCCACAACACUAGCAAACACAUGGAAUCCAACAAGCCUGUCGACGUCAACGUACCGGCGGACAACAACAACAACAACAACAACAUCAACAAGAACAAGGAAUGUGAAAGUAUUGUUGCAAUGAAUUGCUGGCGGGAUGUUUUCGAAAAUCCGUUUAGAUUUAGAAAUUUAAAAUGUAAACCUGUAGUUAGAAUAAUUACACCAAGAAAUGUAUUGUAAAAUUAAU
Messenger RNA from Aethina tumida (small hive beetle), 1893 nucleotides. RefSeq lists its product as uncharacterized. Bases 869 to 1597 code for a protein of 242 amino acids. NCBI's taxonomy places the organism in Eukaryota, Metazoa, Arthropoda, Insecta, Coleoptera, Nitidulidae. The record is from RefSeq and is a predicted model, not a curated record. The transcript has 2 exons.